Messenger RNA from Haliotis rubra (blacklip abalone), 1622 nucleotides. Its product is annotated as sorbitol dehydrogenase-like. Gene Ontology annotation, biological process: D-sorbitol catabolic process. The coding region runs from base 50 to 1093 and encodes 347 amino acids. The record is from RefSeq and is a predicted model, not a curated record. NCBI's taxonomy places the organism in Eukaryota, Metazoa, Mollusca, Gastropoda, Lepetellida, Haliotidae. Gene Ontology annotation, molecular function: zinc ion binding; L-iditol 2-dehydrogenase (NAD+) activity. The transcript is spliced from 9 exons.
AACGUGCUAAACAUGCAGAGACCUUUGACACUGACCUCAAUAUUUCACAAUGGCUGAUGAAAACCUAUCUCUGGUUCUCUACGGCAAGCAAGAUCUACGACUGGAGAAUCGCCCGAUACCUGAACCAGGAUACGGAGAAGUGCAGAUCUGCAUCCACGAUGUUGGCAUAUGUGGCUCUGAUGUCAGCUACUGGCAGAACGGUCGUAUUGGCGACAUGGUGGUCACCAAACCAAUGGUCAUGGGACACGAACCCAGUGGUGUGGUCUCCAAAGUAGGAGAGGGUGUCGUAUCCCUUAAAGUUGGUGACCGGGUUGCCAUUGAGCCAGGUGUCCCGUGUCUCACGUGUCGGCAGUGUAAGACUGGCCGCUACAACCUGUGUGGGAAGAUAAAGUACUGUGCCACGCCUCCUGACCAUGGUACACUCACCAGGUACUUCGUCCAUGCAGCAGAUUUCUGCUUCAAACUUCCCGACAACGUGAGUAUGGAGGAGGGAGCCAUGUUGCAGCCUCUGGCUGUUGCUGUCCACGCUUGUAACCGUGUCAACGUCCACCUGGGAGCUACAGUUCUCGUGUGUGGAGCAGGGCCUCUUGGUCUUGCUUGUCUGUUGACGGCACGCGCACGAGGAGCUGGGAAGAUAAUAAUUACAGAUAUCAAUGAAGACAGACUGAAGUAUGCCAAAAAGGUUGGCGCUGACCACACUGUGUUGGCGGGGGACCCACAACAAACAGCACGAGUCAUCCAGGACUCACUUGGAGGUGCUGCUGAUGUUACUAUUGAGUGUAGUGGUGCGCCGUCUAGCGUCAGCACAGCCAUAUAUGCCACAGCAACAGGAGGAAGGAUUGUUCUGGUCGGAUUUGGACCAGCUGAGGUACGGCUGCCACUGCUCAGCGCACAGUGUAGAGAGAUCGACAUAUUCGGAAUGACUACAUUUGCCAAUUCGUACCCUGCAGCUCUGGCCAUGGUCACCAGUGGUCAGGUGGACGUGAGGCAGCUCAUCACUCACAGAUACAGGCUGGAGGAGGCUCUUGACGCCUUCGAAGCAGCGAGACGCAGAGAGGGAGUUAAGAUCAUCAUCAACUGCCAGAGAAAGUGACUCAACCUAAACCUGCGUCAAGUGUCUUCCACAGCCUCUACAGCAAACCAGGAUUCGAUUAUACUUAUCACCUUGGUCGUGUUGUACAAUGUGUUUUUAAUCUGGUAAACAAGUUAGGCCGUGGUCGAAAUUUAAACAGGAGAUCAUUUCGGUGUAUUGAAGAAUGCCAGUCGGAGUAUUAUUUGAAGUGUGCAUAAUCUCAUCAGACAUGUACAGUUUUGGCAUGUCCGUGUGUUCAAGACGCCCGAAAAUCUUAGCAUCAAAGGAAUAUCAUGAAUUAGAGAAGAGAAUGACCCAAGCAAUUAUGAGUGAAGAUGAAAACAGACGAAAAGUUCACAUCUUUACAGCUGUAUUCAUGAGGACUAUGUUGUAUGUGUCCCUUUGACUCCACAACAUAUUCGGGUCAACCGAUAAGUCAGAUUUGACUUACCAGAGUAAUACCUGUUUAUAGUAGAGGGACCAGACAAAUACAUCCACGGAACUGUAGGCCAUGUGUCAAUGGUGCAGCUAUAAUAAAUACUUUUCCUGU